GUCUCCACAGAGAGAAAACUGCUGCAGGGCAUGGCUAGCAGGAACCACACAGCCGUGACACAGUUCUUCUUUGUGGCUUUGUCCAACAUCCUGGGGCUCCGAGUUUCCCUUUUUUUUCUGGUGCUGGUUUUCUACCUCAUCACCUUGGUGGGCAACAUUGUCAUCAUCACGAUCACAGUGAUGGACCCUGCCCUUCGCUCCCCCAUGUAUUACUUCCUCCGAAAUUUGUCCUUUCUGGAAAUUGGCUACACCUCGUCCACCAUCCCCAAGAUGCUGGUGAACUUCCUCUCCAAAGACACGAGUAUUUCCUUCCUGGGUUGUGCCACACAGAUGUAUUUCUUCUCUUUCUUAGGGAUCACGGAGUGCUGCCUGCUGGCCACCAUGGCAUACGACCGUUAUGUGGCCAUCUGUCACCCUCUGCACUAUACUGCCAUGAUGAGCAUAGGUAUUUGCCUCCAGCUCUCAGCUAUGUGCUGGCUCAUUGGGGUGCUGGUGGGAGUCGGGCAGACAACUUUCAUAUUCACACUGCCCUACUGUGGGCCCAAUAGGAUCAACCACUUCUUCUGCGACCUGCCCCCGCUGCUGAAGCUGGCCUGCACGGACACCUACAGGAACGAAGUAGCUAUUUACACAAUCUCUGUCACCUUCAUCAUGGUCCCCUUCCUGCUCAUAUUGGUGUCCUAUGUCCGUAUCCUCCAAGCGAUCCUCAGUAUUCCAUCAGCCGCGGGCAGGAGCAAAGCCUUCUCCACCUGCUCCUCCCACCUUAUUGUGGUGACCUUGUUUUUCGGGUCCGGCAUCGUGACGUAUCUGAGGCCCAGAUCCAGCUACUCCCUCAACACCGACAAACUGCUUUCCCUGUUCUACUCAGUGGUGUCCCCAAUGCUGAACCCUUUGAUCUACAGCCUGAGGAAUAAGGAGGUGAAGGAAGCUCUGAGAAGGGUGAUGGCCAGGAAAAUAUUCAUUUGA
Molecule: messenger RNA, 966 nt
Organism: Chrysemys picta bellii (western painted turtle)
Lineage: Eukaryota; Metazoa; Chordata; Testudines; Emydidae
Product: olfactory receptor 10A4-like
Biological process (GO): G protein-coupled receptor signaling pathway
Cellular component (GO): membrane
Molecular function (GO): G protein-coupled receptor activity; olfactory receptor activity
Source: RefSeq, a predicted model, not a curated record